Molecule: messenger RNA, 2384 nt
Organism: Corylus avellana
Lineage: Eukaryota; Viridiplantae; Streptophyta; Magnoliopsida; Fagales; Betulaceae
Gene: ARP5
Product: actin-related protein 5
Source: RefSeq, a predicted model, not a curated record
CGGCUGCUACUAUGAUUGUUGGACUUUGGUUUCAGUCGCAGCAAGCAAGGGUGCAGGACCCGACCCUCCUCCCCCAAACCCCAAUUCCUCAUUCCCAAUCGAGGGAAAUUUUUUGAAGAAAAUGCCGUUUAUUUCACAAAUUGAACGCCAAUCCGAUUACAAUCUUGUCCCCUCCACCACUCCCAUUGUCAUCGACAAUGGCGCCUCCUAUUUCCGUAUCGGAUGGGCAGGAGAGACAGAGCCUCGAGUUAUUUUCCGCAACAUUGUUCAGAGGCCACGGCAUAAAGCUACUGGUGAAACUGUCACUAUUGUUGGUGACCAUGAUCCUGCAUUGUUGAAGUACUUCGAUUGCACUCGCUCAGGACCUCGCUCAGCUUUUGAUAGCAAUGUUGUUUAUCAGUUUGAAAUAAUGGAAUAUAUUCUUGACUUUGCCUUUGAUCGGAUGGGUGCAAACGGAUCAGAGAUUGAUCAUCCUGUCCUGAUCACGGAAUGCGUAUGCAACCCUGUUCAAUCCCGUAGUAAAAUGGCAGAGCUUCUUUUUGAGACUUAUGGAGUUCCAUCUGUAGCAUUUGGUGUUGAUGUUGCAUUCAGCUAUAAGUAUAAUCAACGACUUGGGGUUUGUGAUAAAGAUGGUCUUGCUAUCUGCCCAGGAUUUACCACAACUCAUGUAAUUCCGUUUAUUGAUGGGGAGCCUGUUUAUAAUGGAAGCUGCCGAACUAAUAUUGGUGGAUACCACAUCACUGAUUACUUGAAGCAGCUUCUUUCACUUAAAUACCCUCAUCACAUGGCCAGGUUUACAUGGGAGAAGGCUGAAGACCUAAAGAUGGAGCAUUGUUAUAUUGCACCGGAUUAUUUUUCAGAAGCUCAAUUGUUUCAGAAAGGGGCCAAGGAAGCUGAAGAUAAAACCAGGUGUUGGCAGCUUCCAUGGAUUCCACCGCCAGCUGAGGAGGCUCCUUCAGAAGAAGAGAUUGCAAGAAAGGCAGCCAUAAAGGAGAAACAAGGUCAACGGUUGCGAGAAAUGGCCGAGGCAAAGAGGUCAUCUAGGAUAAAUGAACUAGAAAAUGAAUUGCAUGAUUUGGGAUUUCUUUUACAGCAGCUCGAACAAGUGGAAGAGAAUGAUAUUCCAUCUUUCCUGUCAGAGACUGGCUAUGUCUCCAAGCAGGAAAUUGAAGCUGCCCUUGCAAAAGUCACCCAAUCUUUACGAAAAGCAAAAGGUGAACCAAAGGGUGACCAAGCUGAAGCUGAGGACAAGGCAGAUCUUGCCACAAGUGAAAAGUUUCCUCUCAUCAAUAUCCCUGACGACAUGCUGACGCCAGAGCAGCUCAAGGAAAAGAGGAGGCAGUUGUUUCUUAAAACCACAUCUGAAGGCCGGCAGCGAGCCAAACAAAAACGCUCUGAAUCGGAAUUAGAACGAGAAAGGAAAAGCCAACAAGAUGAAGAAAAACGCUUAGAGAACCCAGAGCUUUAUUUAGAGCAGUUGCGUGCUAGAUAUAAAGAUCUUUCUGAGAAAGUUGAGCAGCGGAAACGACUUAAGACAAAUGGGAACCAUACAAAUGGAAAUAAUUUUUCAGGAGGUGUCGGUCGUGGUGAGAGAUUGAAUGCAGCCCAGAGGGAAAGGAUGCGCCUUUUAACUACAGCAGCCUUUGAUCGAGGAAAGGGUGAGGAUACUUUUGGUGCCAGGGAUGAAGAUUGGCAACUCUACAAAUUGAUGAGCAAAGAUAAUGAUCAUGAUGACGAGGGACUCGAUCAGGAUGAAGCAGAAGUGGCUCGUAUCUCUUCUAGGCUCCAGGAAAUAGAUCCAACAUUCAUUCCCAAGCCAGCAGAAUUAGGAACCUCCCAACCUGUUGAAGUACCACGGCUUCGUCCUCUCACCAAGGAAGAUUUCCAGAUCAUUCUUGGGGUUGAAAGGUUCCGAUGCCCUGAAAUUUUAUUUCGCCCCAACUGGAUAGGGGUGGAUCAGUCAGGGUUAGAUGAGAUGGCUGGGGUCUCAAUAAGGAGGUUGCCAUCUGUGGGCCAAGAUGUGGAGGAGAGACUGACCGGUUCAAUACUUAUGACUGGUGGGAGUUGUCUUUUCCCUGGUAUUAGUGAGCGCUUGGUAGCUGGAAUUCGGAUGAUUAGGCCAUGUGGGUCACCUAUAAGGGUGGUAAGAGCAUUGGAUCCAGUUCUUGACGCAUGGCGUGGGGCUGCUGCUUAUGCCACUGCUUCACAAUUUCAAACACAAACUUUCAGUAAAGCGGAUUAUUAUGAGAAGGGUGAAGAUUGGCUUCGCCAAUACCAAUUGCGGUAUACAUUAUAAAUGAUUCGAUCACAGUACAUUGAUGUAUAUCUUCUUUUACAUUAGAUGACGCCAAAUUAAUUAAAUUCUAGACUAGUUUUUGAGGUCC